GUCUUUCAGAUGGACAAUAUGAUUUCAAACUUAAAGCCACAGACAAAACAGGAAAUGUGGUUGAAACUGAAAUUACAGGAUGGAUAAUUGACACUGUGGCACCCAAAAUCCAAUAUGUUGAUCCUCCUGCUAAGACGAAUGGCUUUCCCACAUUAGGUGGAUGUCGUCAGAGGAAGCUUCUUUUGAGUGUUCGCUUGAUAAUGGAACGUUUGAAAACUGUCAUGAUGGAAGAAGAGGAUCUUGGAAGAAAGAUAAUAUUUCAGAUGGUGAGCAUGUUCUAGCUGUAAGAGGUACUGAUCUUUCUGGUAACCAAGGAAAAACAAAUAUACAUGUGUGGAUCGUCGAUUCCAUUAAUCCCGUUAUAACAUUUAACAAUCCACCGAGGAAGACAAGUAGUUCAGUUGAAGUUACUUGGAGAUCAUCAGAAGAUGCUACAUUCGAUUGUUCACUUGAUGAUGGAAAAGUGUUUAGGAGUUGCGGUGACGGUUUAAGUGGUCGUUGGAAUGCGCAUGCGUUAAAGGAUGGUAGUCACUUGUUGAAAGUCCGAGCAACAGAUACAGUUGGCAAUGUAGGAAAAGUAUUCAAACUAAAAUGGAUAGUAGAUGCAAUUCCGCCCAUCAUUAUAUUCACCAAUCCACCAUCAAAGACCAAUGGUUCACCGCAAAUAAAUUGGAUAUCAUCAGAAUUCACCAAGUUUGAAUGUUCAGUAAAUGCAGAGAUGUAUCUCAAUUGUGGUUAUGGUUUAAAAGGGCAAUGGAGUGAUGAUAGUAUGAAUGACGGAAAGCAUAAUUUAUCUGUUCGAGGACGAGAUAGCGUUGGAAAUUUGGGACAAACAAUUACUCAUACAUGGAUCGUAGAAACGGUCGAACCAAUGAUAACGUUUAUCGAGAAACCUACUGUGACAAAUCAUUAUCCAGUACUGAAGUGGAAUUCAACGACAAAUGUUUUUUUCCAAUGUUCGUUAGAUAGUCAGUCUUUUAGAGUUUGUGGUAAUGGGAAAACAGGACAGUGGAACGGUGAAAAUAUUAAAGAUGGACAACAUUCUUUUAUUGUAAAAGGACUCAACGUUGACGGUGAUGUUGUAGUCAUGUCAAAAUUCCUAUGGACAGUCAACCGAAAAAGCACACCGACUCUUGAUCUUGUGUUUGCUUUGGAUGGUUCCAAUGUUCUCAACUCUGAACAAUUCAAUAAACUGAAAGAUAUGAUGAAAGAUAUUGUGAACUCCUAUGUCAUUUCUCCUACAGCAACUAAUAUAGGCGUGAUUGAAUUUAGUGACACCAGUGUUGUUAAAGUACCUCUGAACGAAAGCUUUAAUAGCGAUGUUUUACUAGCAAUGAUUGACAGAAUUGAACAGUCUAGAGGUAAUGGUCGAGCAAUUGAUGAAGCAGUUAAAAUGGCUGACACUGAAUUGUUUGACAAGAGUGCAAGAGUUGGUUCAUCACGUGUUUUUGUACUGAUCACUGCUGGUAAGUCUACAAGUCAGCGGUCGCUAAACAAUACAAUAAAGACAUUACGGAGGAAGGGUGUGAGAGUGUAUAUCAUUGGAGAUGAUAUUUCUGAAAGAUUAUCCAAAAACUUGGUGGAUGUAAUUUUGGUCGUGGGUGCUCUGAAUCCCGUGUAUUUUAUGAAUCAAAAGGAGGUUAUUUUGGAGAUGGUUCGUCAUCAUCAAAGAACGAACUUAAAUUACAUUUAUGAGAUCAUACAACGAGGAUCCACUGCAGUAGUAAAGAAAGGAUUACAAGAAAGAGUAAAAGACAGAGAUCUUCCCAAAUUAAUUGCGUCGUUGAAGUAUGAGGAGCCUGCCCAAGCAUUCCUAGAAUCUCUUAAAAAAGCAAAGUUAUCAUUUGAACAAUAUGGUCGUCCGAAUUCCAAAAAAGUUUUGGUUGUUUUCUCUGAUGCAGAUAUUUCUAGAUAUCCUAAAAGCAUCAUUGAGAAGCAUGGUGAAGAACUACGUCGAGAUGGUGUGAAGAUCAUUGGUAUCGCGUUUGAUGAUCCUGAAGGAUACAUUGGCAACAACCUUGAAGCUCUUUCUGGAAGGAAAUCUUUGAAUUUGGGUUCCAUGAAAAAUGGUACUUCUCCACAGAAGACUGGAGAGAAGAUCGCAGAACAAACAACAAAUGAUCCAUGUUUUGCCAGAAAGUGCCAAAAAAAUACAAAGUGUGAAGAGUAUAGCGAUGACAGCACAACUUGUGUGUCGUUGGAACCGUUGGAACUUGUGAUUCUUUUGGAUGGUUCAAAGUCUCUUAAGGCUGAAGAAUUCGAUGAUUUGAAAAAGUUCAUUAAGAAGACCAUCGAUUCAUUCGACGUCUCAUCAGAUGGAGUCCAUGUUGCCAUCGUUGAAUACAGUAAAGAUGCUCGAGUAAAAAUUCCACUUACUAGAUCCUUUGAGCCUGUUAUUUUGAAGCGCUUGGUUGAUGAGAUCCAAGCUUCCAACGGUGAUGAACGAAACGUGGAUAUUGCUAUGUCUGUUGCUAAAGAAGACGUUUUAUCUCUCCGUGGGGGAGCUCGUCCAAACGUGCCACGAGCGAUCUUGUUACUUAUUGCUGGAAUAUCAACGGGCUCUGUACCAAUUGAAAAUGCACUUGUGGUCAUGAAUAAAGAUGGAAUCAAAACGCACGUGGUGGUUGUUGGUAAUUCAUCUGAUUUAAGUGAAUUAGAAAGAUACUUAAGAAAUAUAACGGACACUUAUCGAGUUGAUUUUCCCAAAAAUGCUUCUACGAUUGUCAAGAAAGUUGUGGACAACAUUAAAAAAGGUGCCAAACAAGAGUCGUGCAUUUCAGUAAGAUGCAGCAAGAAUGAAAUAUGUAAAACUCAACCGGAUGAUUCUAUUUUAUGCGUUCCUCGUGAACUCCUGGACAUUGUGUUUGCAUUAGAUGGUUCUAGCAGUUUAUCAGCUGAACAAUUCAACAACUUCAAAACUUUUGUUAAAGAAACCAUUGAAAAGUUUGCAAUUUCUAAAGAGGAAACUCAUGUCGGUGUAUUGGAGUACAGCGAUACAAUUGCUGUUCAAUUCAAGCUCAAUGAAAUCUUCGAUAAAGAUUCCAUGUAUUCGAUUGUAGACAGGAUUUUACCAUCUCGUGGAAGCAAUGCUGUCACAGAUAGUGUGCUGGCAAAUACAGUUAAUAUGAUGUUCAGUGUCAAUGAGGGUGGACGACCUGGUGCAAAAAGGAUUUUGAUUAUUCUCACUGAUGAAGGAAUACCUGGUAAAAAACCGGUCACCUCAUUGCUUGAACCACUAGAGAAGGCUGGUGUUCGUCUUUACAUCGUAACUACAGGAGAUAAAAUUGAUAGUGAUGAUUAUGCUACGGUUGUUCAAGAGAAAAAUAACACAAAACAUGUUCCUGAUCCAAAUGAUCUCAAUAAUAUUGUACAUUCUGUUGCCGAUAAGAUUAAAAAAGACUUUAUUCAGCGAAAUCCCAUCAGCAUGCUCGAUGUUGUGUUUGUGAUGGGAUCUAGAUCUCCUAACGCUUCCUCAAUAUUUGAAACCGAAAAGACGAUUGUUAUGAGCAUGAUCAAUGAACAUGUCACAGCUGACACGUCUUACUCAGUAAUUCAAUAUGGUGAGACAGCUGUAAUACGUGCUGAUUUUGACGCAUCGAGGCCAGAUGAAGAAACGAUAAAAAUCGUCAAAUCAUUGGAUUGGUUUGAGGAGGGAAUUGAACUCGAUGAUGGAAUAAAAAUUGCCGGUGACGUUCACGAAAAGAAAGGUCGAGCUUAUGCUAAAAAAGUGAUUGUGGUCUUCUCAAGCGGUCCUGUUGCACCCUCCAACGAUCAACUAAAGAAUAUUUUAGAUCCUUUAAGGAAAAACGACAUUAAACUGUUAUCUGUGGUACUAGGUGACUAUGUGGAUCCUAAAAUCAAUACCAUUGACAAAGUUUUAACACCAAUGAAAAAGGAAGAAGAUCCAUAUGGAUCUGUGAAGCAAGAAGUAUUUAAUGACCCGUGUUUUGCUACCACGUGUUCGAAAAAUGAAAGAUGUUCAGUGAACCCAGAUGACAAGUCCUUGUGUGUUCCUGCUGAAAUUGUUGACCUCUUGAUUGCACUCGAUGGCUCUUCUUCCCUGAAAUUUCGAGGUUUUGAUGACAUAAAAAAGCUCGCCAAGAAUAUCGUAAAUCGUUUCAAAGUUUCCAUGUCUGCCACUCACGUUGGAUUGAUUGAAUUCAGCAGCGAUGUGAACGUUCUUCUGCCAUUCAAUAAGAUUUACAAUCCGACAAACAUCAUGAAAGUUAUUGAGAAGACAAUACCUUCAGGUGGUGAUGUAACUGUUACAGACAAGUUAUUGCAAGAAGCAGCUCGAACGAUGUUUGCUGUAUCUUCUGGUGGACGACCUGACGCUGUUAAAGUUUUUGUGAUCAUUACAGAUAGCAAGUCAGGUGGUAAACAACCACUUUAUCGUGUUGUAAAACCUUUACAAAACAUUGGUGUUCGUAUAUAUGUUGUUGAUAUCGGAGAUAAAACUAAUCCUGAGGAAUUAAAAAAUAUCGCUCCCAGUCAAGAAGAAAUUACAAAAGUUGCAACUCCAAUUGAGGCACCUAAAGUUUCUAAUAAGUUAUCAAGUGACAUUCAACGUGCAAUUGAUCAAAGAACUCGUGAAAAAGUUAAAGAUGUUAUAUUCUUGGUUGGUGGUAAUACAGUGUAUCAUUUUUACACAGCAAUUAGACUUCUUCGCAGUGUUGUAGAAAAGCAACAAACAUCCUCUGCAUUAUUUGCAAUGGUUCGCUAUAAUAGUAUUGCAAGUUUAGAGAUUCCUUUCUCAGAAAAAGAUGAGUUUAUCCGAGAUUCAGAAAGCGUAUACUAUACUGCUCAGGGAAACACAUUUGUCGACGGACUCAAGUUAGUCUUGAGAACGUUUGAAGAGACUGGCCGUCCUAAUGCAGAGAAAAUACUGGUUGUGUUUGGAAACAUCAAUAAUGUGACUCUUCGUCGUCAAAUCAAGGAUAUUGCACAGAAAUUGGAGAAAAAUAAUAUUCGUGUUGUUACAGUUGUUGUUGGUACACCUGCUAAUAAUCAAAUUCUUCAAGAAAUCGACACAAAGAAGAUGAUAUCAUGGAACAUUCAAACCAGAGAUGAUCAAAAUGAUGUCUCCGAUAAUAUUAGCCAAGACAUUUACAAAGAUCCAUGUUUUGCAAUUAAGUGCAACAAAGGAAGUUCAUGCAAACCACUAAUCGACGGAACGACAAUGUGCAUUUACGAUGAUGCAGUGGACCUUGUGUUUGCUAUUGAAGGCUCUAAGGCUUUAAGCAAAGGUUUUGAUAAAAUCAAAGAGACAGCGAUAAAAAUGUUGGCACGCUUCAAAAUAUCUCGUGAAGACACUCGUGUUGGCGUCCUCGAGUUUAGUGACACCACUUCGAUUGAAAUAAGAUUGGAUGAUGAUUAUGAUUUUGAAAACUUAAAGAAAGUACUUGCUGAUAUCAGACCUUCUAACGGAGAAAAGGUGUUUACUGAUAAAGUCUUUCGUGAAGCUAAAGAGAUGUUUACCGUUGUAAAUGGUGGAAGAGCUAGCUACCCCAAAGUUUUGAUUCUUUUUACUGGAUCAAAGUCAGAUGGAGACAAGUCUUUAAGUGAAGCAGUUGAACCUUUAAAGGCACAUGGAAUACAUUUAAUGGUCAUAUCUCUUGGAAAUCAAACUGAUCCUUCUUUAAAGAUAAUUACACCAAAUGUCCACCAAGUGGUGGAUCCUAAAACCCUUCCGAAGGAGACAGAUAAAAUUGUGGACGAAAUAUUGAAGAAAGUGACCGAAGGACAAGAUAAAAAAGAAGAAAUUAUGGUAGACAUCAUCUUUGCUCUUGGUGCUAUGGGUGAAAGUUCUGUCGAGUUGUUUGAACGACAAAAGCUUAUAACACUGAGUAAGAUAGAAAAGCAGAGUUUUCCCAAUACAAAAUAUGGUGUCAUAGCGUAUGGAAAUCGUGCUCAGAGUCAGCUUGACAUCAAUAACCACUACAGCAGGGAUGAAGUGAAGACUUUGAUUAAAAAGCUAUCUUGGAAAUCAGAUGGAUCUCGGCUCCACCUUCCAUUGGAUAAAGCUCAUAAUAUGUUCACGGAAAAUGGUCGCCCUGGUUCACGAAGACAAUUGAUUGUCUUUAUAACGGGAAAUAUUGAUACAAUCAGUGAGAAAGUAAGAUUAGCUGCUAAAAAUCUUGAAAAGCUUCGUGUGAAAACAAUCUUCAUUAAAAUGGGUGAUGUUGAUAAUAUAAUCCAUCCACCCGAUAAAAAUGUUAUCUCUGAUGAUGGAUCGAAUGAACCAAGCAAAGUAGCCGAAUUCAUUGGGGAAAUUUCUGACAAAAAUCCUUGUGCCGUGGCAGAGUGUAAUCAUUAUGCAAAAUGCAAAAUUUUAUCCAAUGAUAUGACAAAAUGUGACUGCCAAUUCAUGUGUAGUAAUGAGCCAUAUUCAGUUUGCGGUAGCAAUCAACUUACGUACGAUAACCUUUGCAACUUAAAACGUGACUCCUGCUUGAAGAAACCAAUCUACAUGAAGUAUCGUGGUCCUGCAGUGAAAUACUUUAUGGACAUGGUGUUUGCUUUGGAUGGAUCGGACAGUUUAAAUGAAAAUCAAUUUGUUAAGAUUAAAGAAUUAGUUAAAGCAAUGAUCGACAACUACACAAUUUCUGAGAGUGAAACCAAUGUUGGGAUAAUAGAGUACAGCAAUAAAGCAAAAGUUAUUCUUUCACUAAAUGCAUUGUUUGAAACGGACGCCAUCAAAGAUAAAGUUGAUCUCAUCGUUCCAUCUGGUGGUAAAGACACGGUGACUGAUGAAGCUUUGCGAAAAUCAACAAAUGAUGUGUUUGAUGUAAAAGCAGGAGGAAGACCUGGAGCAUCGAAAGUUCUUAUAAUCAUUACAGAUGGUAAAUCAACUGGUAAAGAACCACCUAAACGUGCUGUGAAACCUGCCAAAGAAAAAGGUGUUCGAGUUUAUGUUGUCAAUAUUGGAAAAGAUACUGAUUCUAACGAAAUCAAGGACAUCGUACCCACUCAAGAUAAUAACUUUCCUAUUAAGAACAUAGAUCAAAUUGCAGCAAUUACUCCAAAACUAUCAAAUAAGAUAAAAAAUGAUGUAAAGAAACGAUUGCCAAAGAAAUUAAUGGAUGUGAUUUUUGUCAUGGGAUCUUUCAAUCCAAAGGCCAAGACAUCAUUUGACGCGCAGAAACAUGUUGUUCUGAAUUUCAUCAGCACACCGAACAAUGCUAUUGCUAAUUAUGGCAUCGUUCUGUUUGGGAACGAGACAGACGUCCCAGUUCCACUUGGCUACAUUGAUGAAAAGAAGCUCAGAGACUAUGUAAGGUCUCUCACUUGGAAAGAAAACGGAAAACGUUUGGAUGAAGGAUUAAAAAGAGCAUUGUUAGAAAUGGAAAAGAACAGUCGUCUAUCAGCUCAAAAAAUUAUAAUUGCUUUUGUGGAUGGAAUUGAUAGAAGUAAUGAAGAAGAGUUGGUUAAAGUGAAAAAAACAUCAAAUGCUAAAAAUAUUGAAAUUAUUCCUGUAAUAAUGGAUGCAAUAGUUGAUGAUGAAAAAUUAAAAAGUCUUAUACCUAUCAAUAAGAAACCAGUCACGGGAAAAUAUCCAAAAGAUAUCAGCGAAAAGCUCGCUGAAGAAGCUUUAAAUGAUCCAUGCUUUGCUGAAGAAUGUUAUAAUUGCAUUGUAAAGAUAGACGAUUCUACUACUUGUGAUGACGCUAAGUUUAUCGAUCUUAUAUUUGCCAUGGAAGGAACAAAAAGAAUGAAGGAAAAUGGUUUUACUCAGGCAAAAGAGUUCAUAAAGGAGAUGAUACAAUCUAGUUAUACAAUAUCUAAAGACGAAACACAUGUGGGCAUUGUUGAAUACAGUGAAGAACCAUCGAUAAAGCUUCGUCUUGAUGAAACAUUUGAUGAAGAUGUAAUACAGAACGUCAUUAAGAACAUGACACCAUCAGCAGGAGAAAAUGCAAAUCUUGACGAGGCGUUGGAUAAAUCCAUAAACAAAAUGUUCAGUGUUUCAAUGGGAGCACGUCCAUCGGCUAAAAAGAUUUUAGUUGUUAUUGCGGCCAGUAAUACAACCGGUAAAGAAGCAUUGAAGAAGUCUUCAAAGCCAUUAAAAGAACGCGGUGUUAGAGUUUAUGUUGUAUCAUUGGGCUCAGAUCCAGAGACUCUGGCUGUUCUUCUUCCUGAUGAAACCAAGCUUCCAAAGAAUACUCCAUCAUCAGCAUUACCUGAAUUUUCCAAAGAAUUACAAGAAAUCAUUAGAAAGGAUGUUUCAGAAAAAAGCAAGGAGAAAUCUUUUACUGAUUUGCUCUUUAUACUUGGUUCAACGGGAGAUGACGCUGUCAUGUGGUUUGAAAAAGAAAAACAAAUUGCCCAACAAAUGAUUGAGAAUAACAGGGAAAGCGAUAUUUCGUACGCAGUAAUGGUGUAUGGCAAAAAUUUAUCCAUCAAAUCAAAGUUUAAUGAAACAACAAGUGAAGAAAACCUGAAAAUGCUCAUCAAUAAUUUAACAUGGGAAGGCAAGGGUAUAAAGAUGGGCCACGCUCUUAAAGCUGCAAUUAAACUGUUUAGAUAUCGUGACCGUCCAAAUUCUCGUAAAAUGGUUGUUGUAUUUGUAAGUGGUCAUCUUGAUGAAGUACAAAGUGAUUUAAAGAAAUUGUCAGGGAGAUUGCAUGAUGACGAUGUGAAAAUAGUUGUUCUAAAACUAGGAAAUCAUACAAAUGAUGAACAACUUGAGGUAAUCACUCCAAGAAAAAAUAUUGUAACGAUCAAUGAGAACGAAACCAACGAGCAUGCUGCCAAAAAAGUUGAUGAUGAGAUAAUGCAAGACGCGUGUUUUGCUAAAGAUUGUCUUUUUGACGGAAAAUGUGCAGUAAAAGCUGAUGAUACGGCAAUAUGCCAUUGUAAGAUGUGCAACGAUCUCAUUCAACCAAUAUGUGGCUCGGAUAACAUUACGUACGAAAAUGAAUGCCAGGUGAAGCGCAAAUCAUGUUUGAAAAAGAAAAUAAUUGUGAUGAAAAAGAAAAGCCCUUGUGCACAAACUCUAGAUUUAGUAUUUGCCUUGGAUGGAUCGCAAAGCAUCGGUAAAAACGACUUCAAUAUCAUUAAGAGUUUCGUACAAAUGAUAAUUGAAGAGUACACUAUUUCAAAAGCAGAAACACAUAUUGGUAUAGUAGAGUACAGCAAUAAAGCAAAAGUUAUUCUUUCACUUAAUGCAUUGUUUGAAGCGGACGCCAUCAAAGAUAAAAUUGAUCUCAUCGUUCCAUCUGGUGGUAAAGACACGGUGACUGAUGAAGCUUUGCGAAAAUCAACAAAUGAUGUGUUUGAUGUAAAAGCAGGAGGAAGACCUGGAGCAUCGAAAGUUCUUAUAAUCAUUACAGAUGGUAAAUCAACUGGUAAAGAACCACCUAAACGUGCUGUGAAACCUGCCAAAGAAAAAGGUGUUCGAGUUUAUGUUGUCAAUAUUGGAAAAGAUACUGAUCCUAACGAAAUCAAGGACAUCGUACCCACGGAAAAGAACAUACAUAAUGCAAAUACACCGAAAGAGCUACCAAGUAUUGCUUCAAAACUAGUUGAAGACAUCGAAAAAGAUAUCAAAAAACGCAUUCCUCAAAAACUUGUUGACGUAAUAUUUGUUGUGGGUUCUGCUGAUCCAAAUGGCAGAGAUAACUGGAUGAAAGAGAAGCGUAUUAUGAACGACAUGAUUGAGAAACCAAAAGAUGCAUUUGUUAAAUAUGGUGUAGUUGAAACAGAUCCCAUUGGUUCGAUACACGUACCUCUUGGUGUUUACGAAGAUGAAAAGAAAUUGAAAGAAAGCGUAAAGAAAAUGCCUUUCAAAGAACGAAGAAAUUUAGACGAAGGAAUAAAAAAUGCUGGAAACGAAUUUGAGAAGAACGGACGACCAGAGGCUCGUAAGAUAAUGAUUGUAUUUAUUGAUGGUAAAGAUGUGUCGACUGUUGAAGAAUUAAAGAAAGUGACAGAGCCAUUAAAGAAGAAGAAUGUGAAAAUAAUUCCUGUUGUUUUGGAAGAUAACGUUGAUAAAGACAAACUUAAGCCUUUACUUCUUGAUAACAAAAAAGCAAAGGAAGGAAAAGAUCCUAAGAAAUUGGCUGAUGAAGUUUCUGAGGAAACUUUUAAUGAUCCGUGUUUUGCUGUCGAGUGUAAAGCUUGUGUUGCUAAACCUGAUGAUUCAACCACAUGUGAUAUUGGUGAAGUUAUAGAUCUUGUAUUUGCCAUCGAAGGAACAAGAAGAAUGAAAGAAGAUGGGUUUACGGAGGCCAAAGGAUUCAUAAAGAACAUGGUGCAAUCAAAUUAUACAAUAUCUAAAGACGGAACACAUGUGGGCAUUGUUGAAUACAGUGAAGAACCAUCGAUAAAGCUUCGUCUUGAUGAAACAUUUGAUGAAGAUGUAAUACAGAACGUCAUUAAGAACAUGACACCAUCAGCAGGAGAAAAUGCAAAUCUUGACGAGGCGUUGGAUAAAUCUAUAAACAAAAUGUUCAGUGUUUCAAUGGGAGGACGUCCAUCGGCUAAAAAGAUUUUAGUUGUUAUUGCGGCCAGUAAUACAACCGGUAAAGAAGCAUUGAAGAAGUCUUCAAAACCGUUAAAAGAACGCGGUGUUAGAGUUUACGUAAUAGCUUUGGAUGAUGCUGAUCCAAAAGUUUUAAAUGGACUGGUUGGUGACGAGGAAAAUAUCAAAAAGACAAAGGAUAAAAAGAAACUACCAAAACUUAACAAGGAAAUGUCUGAGAUUAUCGAAGAGGAUUUGAUCAAAAAACGUAAAGAGAAAGAAAUGAUUGAUCUUGUGUUUGCUUUUGGAUCAACUGGUGAAGAUGCUCUAAACUUAUUUGAAAAAGAAAAGACAACUGCAAAAUUAAUGAUCGAUAAUGACAAGGAGAAAGAUGUUCUCUACAGUACGAUUGUUUAUGGACGUGAUGCUCUCGUAAAAUCACGAUUCAACGACCAGCCGGACAAAAAUAGAGUCAAGCAAUUUAUUGAUACACUAGAGUGGACCGACGAAGGAAACAAGUUAGAUCAUGCUCUCGUCGAAGCCGAAAAGUUGAAACUAGGUACAGACCCAGAUGAUAAACGAUUGGAAACAAUUACACCGAAGAAAAACAUCGUAAAGAAGAGGAAAACUGUCGAUCCAAAGGAACUUUCUGAAUUUAUUGAAGAGCAAGUAAAGAAAAAUCCUUGUGAUGCUAUUGAUUGUGAUUACGGUGCAAAAUGCGAGGCUCAAGUCGAUGAUACAACUUUGUGUAAAUGUAAAGAGAAAUGUCCCACAACAGAAGAUUUCAUUUGUGGGUCUAAUGAUGUCACUUACACUAACGAAUGUCACCUGAAACAAGACAUGUGUAUGAUGCAAAAGUUGAUUUCCAAGAAAAAGAAAGGCUCUUGCAAACGCUUCCUUGAUCUCGUGUUUGCUUUGGAUGGAUCUGACAGUUUGAAUAAGAAUCAAUUUGUUAAGAUUAAAGAAUUAGUUAAAGCAAUGAUCGACAACUACACAAUUUCUGAGAGUGAAACCAAUGUUGGGAUAAUAGAGUACAGCAAUAAAGCAAAAGUUAUUCUUUCACUUAAUGCAUUGUUUGAAGCGGACGCCAUCAAAGAUAAAAUUGAUCUCAUCGUUCCAUCUGGUGGUAAAGACACGGUGACUGAUGAAGCUUUGCGAAAAUCAACAAAUGAUGUGUUUGAUGUAAAAGCAGGAGGAAGACCUGGAGCAUCGAAAGUUCUUAUAAUCAUUACAGAUGGUAAAUCAACUGGUAAAGAACCACCUAAACGUGCUGUGAAACCUGCCAAAGAAAAAGGUGUUCGAGUUUAUGUUGUCAAUAUUGGAAAAGAUACUGAUCCUAACGAAAUCAAGGACAUCGUACCCACGGAAAAGAACAUACAUAAUGCAAAUACACCGAAAGAGCUACCAAGUAUUGCUUCAAAACUAGUUGAAGACAUCGAAAAAGAUAUCAAAAAACGCGUUCCUAAGAAACUUGUUGACGUAAUAUUUGUUGUGGGUUCUGCUGAUCCAAAUGGCAGAGAUAACUGGAUGAAAGAGAAGCGUAUUAUGAACGACAUGAUUGAGAAACCAAAAGAUGCAUUUGUUAAAUAUGGUGUAGUUGAAACAGAUCCCAUUGGUUCGAUACACGUACCUCUUGGUGUUUACGAAGAUGAAAAGAAAUUGAAAGAAAGCGUAAAGAAAAUGCCUUUCAAAGAACGAAGAAAUUUAGACGAAGGAAUAAAAAAUGCUGGAAACGAAUUUGAGAAGAACGGACGACCAGAGGCUCGUAAGAUAAUGAUUGUAUUUAUUGAUGGUAAAGAUGUGUCGACUGUUGAAGAAUUAAAGAAAGUGACAGAGCCAUUAAAGAAGAAGAAUGUGAAAAUAAUUCCUGUUGUUUUGGAAGAUAACGUUGAUAAAGACAAACUUAAGCCUUUACUUCUUGAUAACAAAAAAGCAAAGAAAGGAAAAGAUCCUAAGAAAUUGGCUGAUGAAGUUUCUGAGGAAACUUUUAAUGGUAAACGACGUGAAUGUGAACAUAAUUUUAUUCACAUCAUAAUCUUAUAUCAUUGCGAACUUUUUACAGAUCCGUGUUUUGCUGUCGAGUGUAAAGCUUGUGUUGCUAAACCUGAUGAUUCAACCACAUGUGAUAUUGGUGAAGUUAUAGAUCUUGUAUUUGCCAUCGAAGGAACAAGAAGAAUGAAAGAAGAUGGGUUUACGGAGGCCAAAGGAUUCAUAAAGAACAUGGUGCAAUCAAAUUAUACAAUAUCUAAAGACGGAACACAUGUGGGCAUUGUUGAAUACAGUGAAGAACCAUCGAUAAAGCUUCGUCUUGAUGAAACAUUUGAUGAAGAUUGUUUCAAUGGGAGGACGUCCAUCGGCAAAAAGAUUUUAGUUGUUAUUGCGGCCAGUAAUACAACCGGUAAAGAAGCAUUGAAGAAGUCUUCAAAACCGUUAAAAGAACGCGGUGUUAGAGUUUACGUAAUAGCUUUGGAUGAUGCUGAUCCAAAAGUUUUAAAUGGACUGGUUGGUGACGAGGAAAAUAUCAAAAAGACAAAGGAUAAAAAGAAACUACCAAAACUUAACAAGGAAAUGUCUGAGAUUAUCGAAGAGGAUUUGAUCAAAAAACGUAAAGAGAAAGAAAUGAUUGAUCUUGUGUUUGCUUUUGGAUCAACUGGUGAAGAUGCUCUAAACUUAUUUGAAAAAGAAAAGACAACUGCAAAAUUAAUGAUCGAUAAUGACAAGGAGAAAGAUGUUCUCUACAGUACGAUUGUUUAUGGACGUGAUGCUCUCGUAAAAUCACGAUUCAACGACCAGCCGGACAAAAAUAGAGUCAAGCAAUUUAUUGAUACACUAGAGUGGACCGACGAAGGAAACAAGUUAGAUCAUGCUCUCGUCGAAGCCGAAAAAGUUUUAAAGUUAUAUGCACGACCUGAAGCUCGUAAAAUAACAAUUGUAUUUGUAACUGGAAGAGCCGAUUCCACCACUGCAGAAUUAAAGAAGGCUGCGAAAAAAUUGAAUGACCAGAAUGUGAAGAUAAUUUUAGUGAAACUAGGUACAGACCCAGAUGAUAAACGAUUGGAAACAAUUACACCGAAGAAAAACAUCGUAAAGAAGAGGAAAACUGUCGAUCCAAAGGAACUUUCUGAAUUUAUUGAAGAGCAAGUAAAGAAAAAUCCUUGUGAUGCUAUUGAUUGUGAUUACGGUGCAAAAUGCGAGGCUCAAGUCGAUGAUACAACUUUGUGUAAAUGUAAAGAGAAAUGUCCCACAACAGAAGAUUUCAUUUGUGGGUCUAAUGAUGUCACUUACACUAACGAAUGUCACCUGAAACAAGACAUGUGUAUGAUGCAAAAGUUGAUUUCCAAGAAAAAGAAAGGCUCUUGCAAACGCUUCCUUGAUCUCGUGUUUGCUUUGGAUGGAUCUGACAGUUUGAAUAAGAAUCAAUUUGUUAAGAUUAAAGAAUUAGUUAAAGCAAUGAUCGACAACUACACAAUUUCUGAGAGUGAAACCAAUGUUGGGAUAAUAGAGUACAGCAAUAAAGCAAAAGUUAUUCUUUCACUUAAUGCAUUGUUUGAAGCGGACGCCAUCAAAGAUAAAAUUGAUCUCAUCGUUCCAUCUGGUGGUAAAGACACGGUGACUGAUGAAGCUUUGCGAAAAUCAACAAAUGAUGUGUUUGAUGUAAAAGCAGGAGGAAGACCUGGAGCAUCGAAAGUUCUUAUAAUCAUUACAGAUGGUAAAUCAACUGGUAAAGAACCACCUAAACGUGCUGUGAAACCUGCCAAAGAAAAAGGUGUUCGAGUUUAUGUUGUCAAUAUUGGAAAAGAUACUGAUCCUAACGAAAUCAAGGACAUCGUACCCACCGAAAAGAACAUACAUAAUGCAAAUACACCGAAAGAGCUACCAAGUAUUGCUUCAAAACUAGCUGAAGACAUCGAAAAAGAUAUCAAAAAACGCGUUCCUAAGAAACUUGUUGACGUAAUAUUUGUUGUGGGUUCUGCUGAUCCAAAUGGCAGAGAUAACUGGAUGAAAGAGAAGCUUAUUAUGAACGACAUGAUUGAGAAACCAAAAGAUGCAUUUGUUAAAUAUGGUGUAGUUGAAACAGAUCCCAUUGGUUCGAUACACGUACCUCUUGGUGUUUACGAAGAUGAAAAGAAAUUGAAAGAAAGCGUAAAGAAAAUGCCUUUCAAAGAACGAAGAAAUUUAGACGAAGGAAUAAAAAAUGCUGGAAACGAAUUUGAGAAGAACGGACGACCAGAGGCUCGUAAGAUAAUGAUUGUAUUUAUUGAUGGUAAAGAUGUGUCGACUGUUGAAGAAUUAAAGAAAGUGACAGAGCCAUUAAAGAAGAAGAAUGUGAAAAUAAUUCCUGUUGUUUUGGAAGAUAACGUUGAUAAAGACAAACUUAAGCCUUUACUUCUUGAUAACAAAAAAGCAAAGAAAGGAAAAGAUCCUAAGAAAUUGGCUGAUGAAGUUUCUGAGGAAACUUUUAAUGAUCCGUGUUUUGCUGUCGAGUGUAAAGCUUGUGUUGCUAAACCUGAUGAUUCAACCACAUGUGAUAUUGGUGAAGUUAUAGAUCUUGUAUUUGCCAUCGAAGGAACAAGAAGAAUGAAAGAAGACGGGUUUACGGAGGCGAAAGAAUUCAUAAAGAACAUGGUGCAAUCAAAUUAUACAAUAUCUAAAGACGGAACACAUGUGGGCAUUGUUGAAUACAGUGAAGAACCAUCGAUAAAGCUUCGUCUUGAUGAAACAUUUGAUGAAGAUGUAAUACAGAACGUCAUUAAGAACAUGACACCAUCAGCAGGAGAAAAUGCAAAUCUUGACGAGGCGUUGGAUAAAUCUAUAAACAAAAUGUUCAGUGUUUCAAUGGGAGGACGUCCAUCGGCUAAAAGAUUUUAUUUUAAAUGGACUGAACGUAAAGAGAAAGAAAUGAUUGAUCUUGUGUUUGCUUUUGGAUCAACUGGUGAAGAUGCUCUAAACUUAUUUGAAAAAGAAAAGACAACUGCAAAAUUAAUGAUCGAUAAUGACAAGGAGAAAGAUGUUCUCUACAGUACGAUUGUUUAUGGACGUGAUGCUCUCGUAAAAUCACGAUUCAACGACCAGCCGGACAAAAAUAGAGUCAAGCAAUUUAUUGAUACACUAGAGUGGACCGACGAAGGAAACAAUAACAAUUGUAUUUGUAACUGGAAGAGCCGAUUCCACCACUGCAGAAUUAAAGAAGGCUGCGAAAAAUUGAAUGACCAGAAUGUGAAGAUAAUUUUAGUGAAACUAGGUACAGACCCAGAUGAUAAACGAUUGGAAACAAUUACACCGAAGAAAAACAUCGUAAAGAAGAGGAAAACUGUCGAUCCAAAGGAACUUUCUGAAUUUAUUGAAGAGCAAGUAAAGAAAAAUCCUUGUGAUGCUAUUGAUUGUGAUUACGGUGCAAAAUGCGAGGCUCAAGUCGAUGAUACAACUUUGUGUAAAUGUAAAGAGAAAUGUCCCACAACAGAAGAUUUCAUUUGUGGGUCUAAUGAUGUCACUUACACUAACGAAUGUCACCUGAAACAAGACAUGUGUAUGAUGCAAAAGUUGAUUUCCAAGAAAAAGAAAGGCUCUUGCAAACGCUUCCUUGAUCUCGUGUUUGCUUUGGAUGGAUCUGACAGUUUGAAUAAGAAUCAAUUUGUUAAGAUUAAAGAAUUAGUUAAAGCAAUGAUCGACAACUACACAAUUUCUGAGAGUGAAACCAAUGUUGGGAUAAUAGAGUACAGCAAUAAAGCAAAAGUUAUUCUUUCACUUAAUGCAUUGUUUGAAGCGGACGCCAUCAAAGAUAAAAUUGAUCUCAUCGUUCCAUCUGGUGGUAAAGACACGGUGACUGAUGAAGCUUUGCGAAAAUCAACAAAUGAUGUGUUUGAUGUAAAAGCAGGAGGAAGACCUGGAGCAUCGAAAGUUCUUAUAAUCAUUACAGAUGGUAAAUCAACUGGUAAAGAACCACCUAAACGUGCUGUGAAACCUGCCAAAGAAAAAGGUGUUCGAGUUUAUGUUGUCAAUAUUGGAAAAGAUACUGAUCCUAACGAAAUCAAGGACAUCGUACCCACCGAAAAGAACAUACAUAAUGCAAAUACGCCGAAAGAGCUACCAAGUAUUGCUUCAAAACUAGUUGAAGACAUCGAAAAAGAUAUCAAAAAACGCGUUCCUAAGAAACUUGUCGACGUAAUGUUCGUUGUGGGUUCUGCUGAUCCAAAUGGCAGAGAUAACUGGAUGAAAGAGAAGCUUAUUAUGAACGACAUGAUUGAGAAACCAAAAGAUGCAUUUGUUAAAUAUGGUGUAGUUGAAACAGAUCCCAUUGGUUCGAUACACGUACCUCUUGGUGUUUACGAAGAUGAGAAGAAAUUGAAAGAAAGCGUAAAGAAAAUACCUUUCAAAGAACGAAGAAAUUUAGACGAAGGAAUAAAAAAUGCUGGAAACGAAUUUGAGAAGAACGGACGACCAGAGGCUCGUAAGAUAAUGAUUGUAUUUAUUGAUGGUAAAGAUGUGUCGACUGUUGAAGAAUUAAAGAAAGUGACAGAGCCAUUAAAGAAGAAGAAUGUGAAAAUAAUUCCUGUUGUUUUGGAAGAUAACGUUGAUAAAGACAAACUUAAGCCUUUACUUCUUGAUAACAAAAAAGCAAAGAAAGGAAAAGAUCCUAAGAAAUUGGCUGAUGAAGUUUCUGAGGAAACUUUUAAUGAUCCGUGUUUUGCUGUCGAGUGUAAAGCUUGUGUUGCUAAACCUGAUGAUUCAACUACAUGUGAUAUUGGUGAAGUUAUAGAUCUUGUAUUUGCCAUCGAAGGAACAAGAAGAAUGAAAGAAGACGGGUUUACGGAGGCGAAAGAAUUCAUAAAGAACAUGGUGCAAUCAAAUUAUACAAUAUCUAAAGACGGAACACAUGUGGGCAUUGUUGAAUACAGUGAAGAACCAUCGAUAAAGCUUCGUCUUGAUGAAACAUUUGAUGAAGAUGUAAUACAGAACGUCAUUAAGAACAUGACACCAUCAGCAGGAGAAGAUGCAAAUCUUGACGAGGCGUUGGAUAAAUCUAUAAACAAAAUGUUCAGUGUUUCAAUGGGAGGACGUCCAUCGGCUAAAAAGAUUUUAGUUGUUAUUGCGGCCAGUAAUACAACCGGUAAAGAAGCAUUGAAGAAGUCUUCAAAACCGUUAAAAGAACGCGGUGUUAGAGUUUACGUAAUAGCUUUGGAUGAUGCUGAUCCAAAAGUUUUAAAUGGACUGGUUGGUGACGAGGAAAAUAUCAAAAGACAAAGGAUAAAAGAAACUACCAAAACUUAACAAGGAAAUGUCUGAGAUUAUCGAAGAGGAUUUGAUCAAAAGUAAGUGUUUCUUUCAUUAUGGAAAACAUUUUUCUCUCGUUGUUUUACUUGUGUUCACGUCUCCUUGACGUUUAACUUUUGAUAAGAUAAAAACAAUUCUAAUUUCUUCAAUUCAACA
Xenia sp. Carnegie-2017 is the source of this 17890-nucleotide messenger RNA. RefSeq lists its product as uncharacterized. NCBI's taxonomy places the organism in Eukaryota, Metazoa, Cnidaria, Anthozoa, Malacalcyonacea, Xeniidae. The record is from RefSeq and is a predicted model, not a curated record. Gene Ontology annotation, molecular function: protein binding. The coding region runs from base 161 to 17731 and encodes 5856 amino acids. The transcript has 52 exons.